Astyanax mexicanus (Mexican tetra) is the source of this 6558-nucleotide messenger RNA. Its product is annotated as zinc finger protein OZF. The coding region runs from base 1173 to 2576 and encodes 467 amino acids. NCBI's taxonomy places the organism in Eukaryota, Metazoa, Chordata, Actinopteri, Characiformes, Acestrorhamphidae. The record is from RefSeq and is a predicted model, not a curated record. Gene Ontology annotation, cellular component: nucleus. Gene Ontology annotation, biological process: regulation of transcription by RNA polymerase II. Gene Ontology annotation, molecular function: DNA-binding transcription activator activity, RNA polymerase II-specific; RNA polymerase II cis-regulatory region sequence-specific DNA binding. The transcript is spliced from 4 exons.
AGUGAUCUAACUCGACAAGUUAAUUAAUUUUAAAGUGAUUGACAAUACUAACCACCACAGAUACCAUAGCAACACCUUAGCAACCACCUAGCAACCACUUAGCAAAACAAAUAGCAAUCACCACAGAUACCAUUUGACAUUUGCACAGAUGAUUUUAAUCGCCAUUAAUGGCUUAAAUAUAGAUUUUCUAUUUUUGUUCCUAGAAGAUGGUAGUCUUUCAUGUCAGCUGUUCCAAAUGAGUACAGUGUGUGAAAAUAAUAAUUUAAUUAUUUUAUUAUUUGUUUUUGCAAUGAAGAAAAUGGUAUCAAAAAAAGUAUUAUUGGGAAUCAAAAAUCAUACCCAGCCCUAUAUGGAGGACGAAAAAUGACAUAAGUAUGCAUAAAUAAAUAUGUAAAUAAAUACACAAACAAUUGUGUAGAUAAUUAAAAUAAUAAAUACGUUUAUUUAUUUAUAUAUUUAUUAACGACAGUAUAUCUAUGUUUUAGUAGUUUGUAUUGUUAAAACUGCAUGUGUACAGGACAUACAGAUAAUUGAAAUUACGUUACUCUCCUUCCCAAUUUUACAGCAAGUACAGAGAAUAGAUAUUGAAGGGUGUGAUAAUAUAAAAGAAUGGGAGACACUAUAUUUACAAUACAAAAAGGACACAAAUAGACAUACGUGAGACAGAAAACAAUAGUGCAAUAGUAAUAGUGCAAAUAUAAUUAUAUAUUUAAUUAUUUAUGCGUGUUUUUAUUUAUCUAUAUAGUUAUUUAUGUAUUCGUUUAUAUGUGCACUUAUUUAUUUAUACGUAGGUAACUGUUCGUCCUCCGUAGCUCUAGUCUCAAUACAGGUGUGUUUUUGAAGCUGAAGCUGAUCACGUGCUUCCACUGUAGCUCCUCCUCCGUCCAGAGAGUGGCGCUGUUGUUGUAGUGAAAGUGUAAUAAUGUGUAGAAGAAGGGUUGUGUUGUUAUUGAUCGGCUGUUCUUCAGGUUCUGCAGGUUUUAUUCUGGGUUUAUAAGGAGCUGGAGAGGAGAAUCAGGAGCUGCUCUCUUUAAUAAAGAAAUGAACAGUUGGAAGUCUGGAAGCUGUUCUGCUCCUACAGUUUACGCUCCUGCACAGUCUAAAUUCAUCUCCGAAUAAACAAAAAAAAAACUAGGCCAUAGCAUAUAGUUAAUCAAUACUGAAAAAAAGACAUGGUGUCCAGAAGAAUCUCUGGAACUCAACAGAAGUCUUCUGAUGACAUUUAUACAUCUCCAAAAACAACGCAGAAAGCAAAUACAAAUACGACAGACAGCAAGCGCUGCUUAGAAUGUGGGAAGACUUUUACAAGGUUGAGUUAUCUCCAGAUACACCAGCUCCUUCACACUGGAGAGAAGCCUCAUCACUGCUCUGAGUGCGGGAAGAGUUUCAGAUGUGGAAGUCAGUUAACAACACACCAGCGCAUCCACACUGGAGAGAAGCCUUACGACUGCCCUGAGUGCGGGAAGAGUUUCAGACAUGGGAGUACCUUAAAAAAACAUCUUCUCUGUCACACCGGAGAGAAACCGUACAAGUGUGAAGAGUGUGGAAAACAAUAUUCACAACUCAGUUCCCUCCAGAAACACCAGCUGGUUCACUUUCCACAGGAACCCUGUAAAUGUUCGUUUUGUGGAAAGAGUUUUCAUCACAGGUCUAAUCUCAAGAGCCACCAGAAAAUCCACACUGAGGAAAAACCGUAUCGCUGCUCGGAGUGCGGGAAGACGUUCGCCCAGAUGUCUUAUCUAAGAAUCCACCAGCGCCAUCACAAAGAAGUGAAGCCUCAUGUCUGCUCAGAGUGCGGGAAGGGUUUCACACAUCUGCGUAACCUCCAGGUUCACCAGCGCAUUCACACCGGAGAGAAACCGUAUCCCUGCUCGGACUGCGGGAAGAGUUUCGCAGGUCAAAGUAGCCUAAACACGCACCAGCGCAUUCACACAGGAAAGAAGCCCCACAGGUGCUCAAAGUGCGGGAAGAGAUUCAAGUUUCACUGCGACCUCCAGGAACACCAGCUCGUUCACUCGGAACAGAAACCCUACACCUGUUCCUACUGCGGCAAGAGUUUUGCCCAAGAAGCUUAUCUCCAAAAGCACCGGCGCAUUCACACCGGAGAGAAACUGUAUUACUGCUCAGAGUGCGACAAGAAAUGCACGACUUUAGGCGCCCUGAAAGCACACCAGCGCGCUCACACCGGCGAGAAACCAUUUCACUGCUCAGUUUGCGGGAAGAGUUUCAUGUGGAGUGGAUCCAUCGAGAGGCACCAGCGCAUUCACACUGGAGAAAAGCCCUAUCGCUGCUCUGAGUGUGGGAAGAACUUCCGAGGAUUGAGCGACCUGUCGAUUCACCGUCUCGUUCACACGGAACUGAAGCCCUUUACCUGCUCAGACUGUGGGAGGAGCUUUAAAUUGGCGUAUGCCCUCAAAGAACACCAGCGCGUUCACACUGGAGAGAAACCGUUUUGCUGCUCAGUGUGUGGAACAGGUUUCCGCCAGAGCGGUAAUCUCACAAGACACCAGAGAAUUCACGAUCGAGAGAAGCUGGACGUGGACGAUGGCUCAGAUCUGCCAGACAUCCAGACAUAAUCAAUGUUGAUAAUUAUAGUUUACAGCCAAUGAAAACCCAAAAAUCAGUGUCUCCAAUAAUUAGAAUAUUAUAUAAGACCAAUUGGCCAAUUUACUUUUGAUAUGCAGUGUGGGCAGUGUGCCAAGUCCUGCUGGAAAAUGAAAUCCACAUCUUUAUAAAAGUUCAGCAGAGGGAAGCUGUAAGAUAUGAAGUGCUGUAAGAUUUUGUGGGAAAACAAAACUGCACUGACUUUAGACUUGAUAAUAAAACACAGUGGAUCAACACCAGCAGAUGACAUGUCUCUCCAAACCAUCACUGAUCAUCAGUAAAUUUUACAUUUCAUUUAUAAAUCAAAGGAAGCAGAGUCUGGAGGAAGAGUGGAGAGACACACAGUCCAAACUGCUCGAGGUCUAGUGUGAAGUUUCCAUCAAUCAGUGAUGGUUUGGAGAGUCAUGUCUGUCAUCUGCUGGUGUUGAUCCACUGUGUUUUUAUUAUCAAGUCUAAAGUCAGUGCAGUUUUGUUUUUCCCACAAAAUCUUAAUGCUUCCUCUCUCUACUGAAAACUACUUUUAUAGAGAUGCAGAUUUUAUUUUCCAGCAGGACUUGGCACACUGCCAAAAGUACCAGUUGGUCAUAAUCCUCAUCAGCAAAAAAAAAUAAUUAUAUAAUAUAUAUUUUAUAUAAUAUAUAUACACAAACAUUCAUAACAUCAAUUGCAGCACUGAGCAAUUUACUUUCACUCUGUCCAAGACCUAAUCCUGAGUCCCAGUAAAUCUGGGAUCCUCAGAUUUCACGGUGACCUUCAGCAGGAAGAACCCAGUAAGACGAAGGCAAAUGGGUCCAUGAAAUUGGCUGCAACACAAGCCAAACGCUUGAUCAAUCAACGCUUGUUGGUUUUCUUUUCAUAAAAAUUCUUUAUAAAAAUUCUGCACCCAUAACUCCAAUACCUUUAAUUUUAUAAAAAUUGAAUUAAAUUUUCUAGCAGAUUUACAAUUUAUGAAGUGAUGUUGGGAUUGAAGUAAUAGAUUUUUCAAGUUUAAGCACCAAUAAAUAUUUUACCUAAAAAAUUAACCCUGUGUUAAUUUCAGAAAAACUCAGAAAAUAAAAGAUCCUUUUCUAGAAACGUGUUGCAGAUGAGGACCUACAAGUUGGUCAUAUCGGACAUGUCUGUUCUGAGAUAGAAACACACACUGAGAUCCUGGAUCUGUAACUGGAUGGUGUCCAAUUAAGACUUUGCUCCAGAGAGAUAGAAGAGGUAAUGUAAAAAGGGGAAAAUUUUAUUAGUGUUGAUACAACACUAUCAAAACAGACCAUUUUUAUUACAAAAUAAUAUUUUUUAUUCCAAAACAAAGUACUAAACUGCCAUGUAAUUGAUUUUAAAUAUGCAUCUUGUCUUAAAUAACCACAUAAAAAUAUCACACAACAACAAUUCUGUGAUUAAUCAUAAUAAAGAUUAUGAAUCUUUUUUUUUUUAAUCCUGGUAUUUCUCUGUGUGUUUUUUAUUUAUUACAGGGAGUCAGUAAUAAUAGUAUAGUGUGGUUUAUUAGGCCUGGGAGACACCCGAGAGCCUUCAUUAACGCGACAGUUUGAGAAUUAUCAGUGCGCACUUAAUAAUCUCAUUCCCAUGCCUUAAUAAGUCGUGGCCAUUAAUUAUUUUUUUAAACAUGAUGUCAACAUAUGGGCUCCGUACAUUCUCGCCAACUAAAAAAAAAAAUUUUAUAUAUAUAUAUAUAUAUAUAUAUAUAUAUAUAUAUAUAUAUAUAUAUAUAUAUAUAUAUAUAUAUGUAUCAAGCACCUUUUCUUUCUUAUUACUAAGCUAACUGCUAUCUCAUUAUUUUGAGAUAGUUGGUUAUUAUUUUGAUAUAUGAAUUCAUUAUUUUGUGAGCAGUUUACUUAAUAAUAAGAAAAAAUGUGUUUUUUUUUUUAGGUGGCGAGAAUGGGCUUCCAUACAGAUCACAGGAUCACAGGAAAUCCCUUAUAAUAAUAAUUCUAAUAAAACAAGAAAGUUCUAUAAACUGUUUACUACAGUGCUCCUCUUUUCUAUUUAUUUAUUUUUGUAUACAUUUUUGUAUAUAAUACAAUUCAACAACAUAAAAUAAUGAAAUAGACACAAUAUUGGGUCAAAUUCACAACACGUACAACCAAUAUCACAAGUAUACCAAAAUAAAAACAAACCUAAACAAACAGAAAAAAAGAAAAGUUUGUUUCAAAUAAAAUUAAAAAGCUUCAAAAUAUCAAUGGAUUUAUAACAUUUCUUAUUCUUUAUUUGUCAAAAAAUGGCCAGUGUGUGUAUAUAAUUAUAUAAGUGUAUAUAAGUUAUUUAAUUAUAUAAUUUCUUAUAAAUAUCUCCUGCUGCACUACAGUGUUCCUCCCACAAAAUAUAAAUACCGCAUUCAGCAGGGCUGCAGGACUUUUAUUUUGACAGCUUCUUCAUUCUCACAGCGCUGCAGGGCUUUUAUUUUGACAGCUGCCGCGUUUUAAUAGCGCCGCGGUUUUCUGGUAGCUUCAGGUGGCGCAGCAGGAACUUCUGAAGGAAAAACCCGUAUCUCCAGUUUUACAGAAACGAGUGCUUUCAAGUUUCAGGACUUCUCCUGCUCUUAGCGUCCGGUUUCCAGCCUUGUUUAAAUGUAGAUUUAUAAAUUCCAGAAUAUUUUGCAAACAGAUUGAGCUGCUGAAGAUGGGGAAGAAAGUGGCAUCCAAAAAAAACUCCAAAAAGCGAACGUCCUCUACAACAAAACGCACACAAACGAAAAAAAGUCCAGACAAGAAGAAAACUUACCGAUGUUCAGACUGCGGGAAGAGUUUUGCUUCUAAGAGUGGUCUUUACAAACAUCGGAAAGUUCACGCAGAAGAGAAACCGUAUCACUGUUUUGACUGUGGGAAGAGUUAUAUUUCUAAGAGUGGUCUUUACAAACAUCGGCACGUUCACGCAAAAGAGAAACUGUAUCAGUGUUCAGACUGUCGGAAGAGUUUUGCUUCUAAGAGUGAUCUUUACAAACAUCGGCACGUUCAUGCAGAAGAGAAACCGUAUCUCUGUACAGACUGUCCGAAGAGUUUUGCUUCUAAGAGUGGUCUUUACAAACAUCGGCACGUUCACGCAGAAGAGAAACCAUAUCACUGUUCAGACUGUGGGAAGAGUUAUAAGCAGCAGAUUCAUUUCAGGAAACACCUGAGCGUUCACACUGGACAGAAACCGUUUCACUGCGCCGACUGUAGGAUGAGUUUUACUACUCAGAGAAAUCUACAUAUGCACCAGUUAGUUCACAGAGAUACACCGUUUUACUGCCCAACGUGUGGAAAGACUUUUAAUUUUCUGUCAAAUCUACAAUCCCAUCUGCGCAUUCACACUGGAGAGAAACCGUAUCAGUGCUCAGACUGUGGGAGGAGAUUUGCUCAUCACCACACCCUCCAAAUGCACCGGCGCAUUCACACCGGAGAGAAACCGUAUUACUGCCUGGACUGUGGGGUGAAUUUCGCUCAUCACGGUACUCUACGCCAGCACCAGCGCGUUCACCGCGGAGAGAGACCGUAUAACUGCUCAGACUGCGGGAAGAAUUUUACUCAGCAGUCUCAUCUCAAAACUCACCGGCGCGUUCACACUGGAGAGAAACCGUAUCAGUGCCCGGACUGCGGGAAGAGAUUUAAUCAAACGAGUCACCUCAAAGUGCACAAGCGCAUUCACACCGGAGCGAAACCGUAUCGCUGCCCGGACUGCGGGAAGAGAUUUAAUAACCACAGUUCUCUCAUCGUACACCUCCGCAUUCACACUGGAGAGAAACCGUAUGAGUGCUCAUUCUGCGACAAGACGUUUAAUCAGUCGAGUUCUCUCAGAAUUCACCACCGCCUUCACACAGGAGUAAAACCAUAUCACUGCUUUGCGUGCGAGAGGAGCUUCAGUAAUUCAAGUUCGUUUAAGAGACACACGUGCAUUAAGAAGUCAACGAAAACGUGACUCCUCUAAACCAGGGGUUCAAAACCCUAGAAUAUAUAUAUAUAUAUAUAU